Molecule: messenger RNA, 3279 nt
Organism: Drosophila subpulchrella
Lineage: Eukaryota; Metazoa; Arthropoda; Insecta; Diptera; Drosophilidae
Exons: 9
Coding region: 131-3187 (1018 amino acids)
Source: RefSeq, a predicted model, not a curated record
ACGGUGCCGAUUCGGCUUUUCAUCGCCUUAUAUCAGUAGAACAUUUUCCCUCAUCGCAACCGAUUCUUAAGCUCGUGGCAAAGGGAAAUGCGGUACGAAGUGAAAACACCCGAAAGUGACCAUAACGCUCAUGAAUAAUCCAGUGAAAAUGAAAGCAAAUCAAACGAUUCUGCUUAUAUCUUUAUUUUUGGUCAUCCAACAAAGUUGCCAAGCUACGCAAAAGUCGCAGCUUGGUCAGCCGCUUAUACAAUUAAGUCACGACAACACCGAUGAUGACUAUCCCGAAGUUAAGGACGAAAUACAUUUGGAAGACUUUUUUUGGACUGGCUCGGGCGAUGGCCCUCCGGAUUUCCUGAAAAAGGUGCACACGGGCAUUACCAAGGGCAAGGAAACGGUUUUUAAGACCGAAACAGUGGUGGCCACUAUCUAUGUGGAUGGAAAUAAUGAAAUUGACAUACCCAUUUGCCUGGAUUGUAAACCGGAUGAUGGUGGCGGCACUUGGGAUAUGGGUGGUCCAGGAAUGCCUCCCCUUAAUUAUUCCUCCACGGAUCGAAGAUAUUGGCUGCUGACGGUCAUGUCGGGUUUCUAUACCGCCAAGGAUAACCCCACCCUAGAGGAAAAGCUGGCACGUUUAUAUCGUCUGGCUUUUACCAGGCAGCAAACCCGUCAUCUUGGGAUAACUGGAGCUCAGCAAAUCGGAGGGGUUAACGUACCGGCAGCUCCUAGAGAACGUCGUAAAUCUUUAACACCACCAACGAGACCUGAAACCACCACGGGAUCACCAGCAGAUGAUGUGGAAAUACUGGACAUGCAGGAGGAUGAGGAGCACUACAUCAAGACUGUGAGAAGACUGGGCGAAGACACCGAAUGGGCCAGCAACUCGGAGGAGGAGCAGCAGCAGUCCGAGGAGCCACCUCCGAUGGGGGUCACCCCCUCGACCAGUACAGAAUCGAUAGAUUAUGGGGCAUACGUUACUCUGAUCCCCUGGGAGCUCAUACAGCAGAAUGGAAAAUCGGAAAAGUUGCGGGAAAUGCACGAAGCCUUGUUGACUAAGCAACCGCCGGUGCAGCAACAACAACAACAGGCGAUGGAGGGGGGGAUGGAGCCACCCCGAUCCCAGCCCCAAACCCAACCACUCUAUAGGGACGAGCACGUCAGAGUUGUCAUACACAACCUAACGCAAAUUAGCGAGGCGGAUGUGCAAAAGUGGAGCACCAACACCAAUGGGUUCGGUACCAUGGAGGAGCACAGCUACGUCAACCUCAAAUUUAGCAAUGAUCGUCCUAUAGCCAACCAAACCGAGUUGAUCUAUACGGUUUUGGUGAAUGGUCGACCUGUUUUGGCCACCACAGCAGCCAAGGAUAUGGAACUGGUCAGCGAGUCAGAGGCGGUUAAGGCUUUUGGACAGGCUGUCUAUAUGAAAUCAGAACCCUAUAUAAGGGAGCCCACGGCCACUGCUUUGGCUCCUGUUCCUCGAAGUGGACAGGCUGGGUUCUUCAACUCGGUGAAAAACAACGUAGCUUUGGUGGUAAUCAGCUCCUUGGCCAUUCUCCUGUUGAUGUUGCUCCUUGUGGCAGUUCUACUCCUUGGAAGAACGCGUUCCCGACAAAGAGAACUUAGUGCAGUCAACAGUUCGAAAUCUUGUUAUAUUAGGAGUAUCCUUUGCAGAAACUCCUCCCGCAACGAAUUGCUCUCCGAGGGUCAAUCGAUGCGUCCCACGACCAGUGAGAGGACCGAAGGAGAACCGAGUCCAGGACAUUCGCAUUCCAGGGACACGGGUGUGCGGAACUUCUCCUACGAACGAGAGCCACGCAUCAGCUUUCCAGCUCCGCCGCAGGAGAACCAAUCCCGAUCCCGUCGGGAUUCCAUAACCUCAUCGACCGACAACACUUCCGACUCCUCGGUGUACUGCCCCAUCAAUCCGCCGAGUGCCGAUGUCCAAAGGAUACUAGAUGACAAGGCAGCCCGUUUGUUUGAUGCUCAUAAGAGGCGUCAUCAAUACGAUCGUGCUGAGGGUCACGAGGAAACGGUCUACACAUCUGUGGUGUCCGAGAAGAAGGGCGACAAGAUGAGGCAUAAGUCAAGAAGGCGUUAUCUGAACGAGAAUCGCGUGGGUUCCCUGGAGACGAGUCCUGUUCAGGGCUCCCUGGCGGGUCACUCCUCCGCGGAGGAUUCCCCGGAGGUCAUGCGUCGGAGUUACGAGAACUUUCAAAGGAACGAGGCCUUCAACCCCCACAACAACUAUCAUCGGAACAAGUUGCUGACUCAAAAGACUGGAAGAGGCGUUUCCGCCGAGGCCAUUAACAACGAGAUGAUAAGGAAUCUGCAACCCUCUGAUAAAUCCGACACGGCCAGUGUGGGAUCCUUUCUAUCGAUGGCUUCUGUGAGGGCGUUUCCCAAAAGUACUCACCCGGAACCCCUUAACCGAGUCCUAGAUCCCGUCUUCGUCACCUACUACGACAAUGUGAAUGCAGUGGCGCCGCACAACUCCACGAGAUCCCUGAGAUCCCAUAAAUCCCAGGGCAGCAAGGACAACACCAUAGCCACCAUCGCCAGCUUUCCCAGUCCCAAGGCACCGCCGUCAUCCGUUAGGAAUGUGCGUUCCGCCUCGCACAGCGAUAAUCCGGAUCCGGGAGUUGUGGGUCCCGUGGUCUGGGAGCGGCACAAGAAGAAGCAGACGCAGGAGGCCCUCAACUAUGCGGACUACAAUCCCAGUCCGCUGCACAAUCCGUCGGCAAUACGAAAUCACUACGAGGGGCUUUUGGAGGGAGCCCUGCAAAUGUACUCCAGCCAGGAUGAUAUACCCAUGCCCUUGCCCACCCAGAAUUUCACGAACAACAGGAGGGUUACGAAGAGGGAGCACAGGGGCUCAUCAGCGGGGUUGCCCAGUUUUCAUCCUUCGGGAGGGUCCAAAGCCAUUGCUGAACGUCCGGCCACAGCCCAGCCGGAAAAGACCUCCAAGUCGGCGCAUUCCACGCAACCACCAUCCCCGACUUAUAGUGCCUGGGGAGGAGGGAGUAUGUAUAGCUCGCAUUCCACACUGAAUCGGCCCGUGAGCGCAGGUCCUACUCAGAGAAUGGAGAACAGAUUGGAUCCGUCUAAUCCAGCUGGAAGUUCAUCGGGAACUGCGCCCCUUAUCGAGGCCAUACAAUCCGAGUUGCGCAAGUUCAAGCAACAGCAGGAGUAGAUCCCAUAUUUUAUGAUCCUAACUUUGUCAUGGCAUAUCUGUACCAAAAAUGUUUGCAAAUCAUUUAGAAUAAACUUUUCUUAAUACUCGAA